AUGAGUCACAAGUACUGAACGUUUCUUGUUUUCGUACACUCCAUGUGGUCAUAUAUUGACAAUACUGAAUCCGAUAUCCUCACUCUGACUUUUUCUUCAACCUAGACGACGCGUGCGAUUGUUGAGAAGAAUUGUUGAAACAGUUGAAAGAAAAAAAUUCUAGCGAUAAAAUGCUGUUCAAAGCCAUCUUUAUCGUGGUGAUAAUCGCCAUGUUUUGGGGUGUUGACGGUAGAGAUGUCGAGCACAACGGUGUAGUGAAACGAGGCACCUUAAACAAGACAAACCAAGACUUAAAGGCACUGAGCGAUGUUGUGAAAGCUUUGAAAGAAAGAAUAAAGGAGCUGGAGUCAAAGAAAGGCUGGUGUAAAGAUGGGACGCCAGGAGCAGCAGGAUCACCUGGAAAACCAGGAAAAGAUGGCCGUGAUGGUUCACAGGGAAAAGAUGGCGCUCCAGGAAAAGAUGGCUCACCAGGUCCAAGAGGAAGAGAUGGUCGUGAUGGYCAACAUGGCAGCCCWGGACCACGMGGUAUAGUUGUACCAAUUAGUCAUGAAUCAAUAGCCGUUUAUAAUAUUUUCCUGAAGUAUUAUUAGACUGUUGUUAUGUUUAGGUAGUCC
Molecule: messenger RNA, 614 nt
Organism: Exaiptasia diaphana
Lineage: Eukaryota; Metazoa; Cnidaria; Anthozoa; Actiniaria; Aiptasiidae
Product: collagen alpha-1(I) chain
Exons: 5
Coding region: 171-590 (139 amino acids)
Source: RefSeq, a predicted model, not a curated record